This is a messenger RNA of Botrytis byssoidea, 1386 nucleotides long. RefSeq lists its product as uncharacterized. The coding region runs from base 1 to 1386 and encodes 461 amino acids. Gene Ontology annotation, molecular function: metal ion binding. The transcript is spliced from 4 exons. The record is from RefSeq and is a predicted model, not a curated record. NCBI's taxonomy places the organism in Eukaryota, Fungi, Ascomycota, Leotiomycetes, Helotiales, Sclerotiniaceae. Gene Ontology annotation, cellular component: mitochondrion.
AUGAUCUCACGGUCGGCGAUUGGAAGACACGCACAGCUUGCUGUUCGCAGGCAAUGCUGUGCUCAGCCAGCUAAUCGUCGUGGCCUUGCUGCCGUUUCCUCCGGAUCGACUUCAUUUUCAUACGAAUCAUCUGAUGUUGCUGGAGUUAAAGUCGCAAGCAGAGAUGUUGCUGGAGCCACCACAAAACUCGCUGUCGUUGCUAAGGCUGGAACAAGAUAUCAGACUGCACCAGGUUUGACAUCAGGCUUAGAGCGAUUUGCAUUCAAGAACACCUUGAAGCGAUCCGCUCUCCGUAUCUGUAGAGAAUCUGAACUCUUGGGCGCACAAUUGAACGCUUACCACACCCGCGAGGCACUCGUCGUUGAGGCUAAGUUUCUUCGGGAGGAUUUACCAUACUUUACCGAGCUCCUUGGUGAAGUCAUUUCCGCGACAAAGUAUACUUCUCAUGAAUACCACGAAGAAGUCGAGCACCAGAUUAAGUUGGGCCAAAAGAAACUCCUUGGGAGUGUAUCCGAGCUUGCUAUCAACUCAGCACACGGUGUUGCAUUCCAUAGAGGACUCGGAACGCCUCUCUUCCCAUCUUCAUCUACACCUCUCACAAAAUACUUGAGCUCAGACUCCGUCAGCGAAUUCUCAACCCAAGCAUACUCAAAGUCAAACAUCGCCGUUGUUGCAAAUGGUGCCAGCCAGGCAGAUUUAUCGAAAUGGGUAGGAGAGUUCUUCACUGGUGCUCAUGCUGGACAAGGUCUCUCUGGUCCUGGUGCCACUAAAUACUAUGGUGGUGAGGAACGUAUUGCCCAUGGCUCGGGUAAUUCAUUUGUUCUCGCUUUCCCUGGAUCUAGUUCCUUUACAGCAGGAGAAUCAUACAAACCUGAAUUCUCCGUCCUCGCAUCUCUCCUCGGUGGAAAAUCAAGCAUCAAGUGGUCCACUGGAUUCUCAAUCUUAUCCAAGGCUGCAUCUUCAUUCCCAGGAGCCAGCGCCACAGCUACUAACUUUGCUUACUCUGAUGCUGGACUUCUGGCAAUUCAAUUCAAUGGUUCUGCGUCUGCUGUUAGAUCAGCUGCUAUUGAGGCUGUCAAGGCCCUCAAGGCAAUUUCUGAAGGCUCCAUCAGUCAAGAAGAUUUCACAAAGGCUGUCGCUAAUGCCAAGUACAACGCAUUGGAGGAAGGCCAAAACGUUGAGGCUGGUCUUGUCUUGACUGGCUCUGGACUUGUCCACGGCGGUAAGGCAUUCCAAAUUGACGAAGUUGGCAAGAGCGUCGAAUCUGUCAGCAUUGAGAAGUUGAAAUCGGCUGCAAAGGCUAUUUUGGAGGGCAAAGCUACAGUUUCGGCAGUUGGUGAUCUUUAUGUUCUUCCUUAUGCAGAGGAGCUUGGUCUUUCAGUGUAA